This is a messenger RNA of Acyrthosiphon pisum (pea aphid), 471 nucleotides long. RefSeq lists its product as uncharacterized. The record is from RefSeq and is a predicted model, not a curated record. Lineage: Eukaryota; Metazoa; Arthropoda; Insecta; Hemiptera; Aphididae. Bases 1 to 471 code for a protein of 156 amino acids. The transcript has a single exon.
AUGAAUGACGCGAACGCCAACAAUUCGGGCUCGGUUGACACGACGUCAAGUAUAAACGUUAGCCGCGUAUCGGUCAAAGCACCGCCAUUUUGGAAAGGUGAUCCCAAUAUAUGGUUCGCGCAAAUCGAAGCGCAAUUUGCACUGAGUGGAAUCACAAACGACACAACAAAAUACUACCACGUUAUAAGUGCGGUCGACACAGAGAUUUUAACACAAGUAACAGAUAUUAUUCAAAGACCACCGGAAGCAAAUAAAUACGACACUCUCAAGGCACGAUUAAUUAAUAUUUUCACUGAUAGUGAAGAAAAGAAAUUGAGAAAGCUCCUGAGUGAGGUCGAACUAGGUGACAGAAAACCGUCAACUCUGUUAAAUGAGAUGCAGCGUUUGGGUGGUAGUGCGCUGAGUGCAGAAUUACUUAAAUCGCUUUGGUUACAACAUCUCCCAGUAGCCACGCAGUCUUACCGUCACUAA